AUGGAGGGAGAAACCUAAGACUGCCCUGCCAGCAUUCUACCAUCUCCUAAAACUCUGCAGUUCUAUUACUGAAAGAAAGGUCAGAAGACAGCAGAGAGGACAGGGUUUAUUCACAUACAAUUGGGCUUCAAAGGACAAGAAAGGUGUUUUAUUUCCUAUUCAUCUAGUUGAAGAUUUCACAGCAUCUUCAUAUCGGCACCCGUGUCAGUCCAGACAAGGAACUGAUUUGAAAUACAUUUCCUGAGUUGUAGCAUAUUUAAAAAGGAAGUGCAGUAGACGGGGUGGUUCAUGACUCAAAGCACAGCAAGUUUUGCUGCUCAUACAGAGAAAAUAGAGCCACACAGCUGAUGCUUAAAGCACCAAAGCAGCAAGUAAAGGUGAAACUCAGGCUUUGUAACCAACUCCAGCCAUGCAUGACAGCGCUUGGGUGGGGACCUGGAGGCCUCACCGUCCAAGGGGCCCAGUAAUGGCCCAGUUUACCAGUCCAGGACCAAAGUACUGGAUAGAGGGAACAACAGGUUACAUGAAGCACAACCCCACCAAAAGGAAAGCCCCUGCCUACACUUUUAAGGGGGCAAAGCCCUUGCUUAAUGAAACCUGUUCUCCGGGGCCUUAUUCUGUGGAAUCCUCAAUGACCAGGAAUGGAAAGGGAACUUCCCCAGCGUAUACCAUGUGUGGGCGCCCGAAGGUGAAAACUGAGGUCACACCUGGCCCAAGCGAUUAUUCACCAGAGAAGUCAAUAAAGCAUGUUUAUAAAUGUGCUCCUGUGCAAUCCAUAUCGUUCAGGACUAGGUGCUUCCGCGUAGACGGCACUCCAGGUCCUGCUGCAUACACUAUCCCCGGGGUGAUGGGACCCAAUACGGUGGACAAAACGGCUAGCCCUUGUUAUUCCAUGAAAUGGAAGAGUAAGCUCGGUCGUUAUGAUGAGGAUCUCCAUCAGACACCAGGUCCAGCUGCAUAUAGAAAGGUAGAGGUUGAUGUGUACAAAAAGAGAGCCCCUAAGUACAGCAUGAGCACCCGGAGUAAGCCUGCAGGAAAUGCAGUACAACCUGGACCUGGAGACUAUUAUCCUGGAAAGGUAACACUGAUCAAGCCUUGUGCCCCAACUGUUACCUUUGGAAUCCGACACUCUGAGUACACAAUGCCUUUGAUAGUGGACGUCUAUUGACUGUCACACAAGCUGCCUUACAGAAACUACAUUUAUUUUUCUAUAUCAUGUUACUUUGUAUUUUAAAGCUGCCAGUUUUUAUACAAAUUCUUAACAAUCAGCUGUCUACAAUAAGUUUCAACACGUUAUGGAACUGAAGGAUGACACAUUCAGAAAAUGAUCACUUGCAAUAUUUUAACCUGCCUCUGGCUAGGAAGAAAUUUUCCAUGUCUCCCCUUAAUGAAGAGGACAUGCUGAAGCUAGCAGUAUUACCCUGACAUAUGGAUCUUGCUGUAUCCACCAGCUGAGAGUCUGGACCUUGCAUCAGUGCAUUGCAGCAUCUGGGGCCUAGUUUGUUCCAGAAACUGGGAAUUCACAUAACUAUAUAUGUAAAGAGUCACUCAACUUCCUACUCCUGAGCUAUUCUGUUUACUCCAUGAUUACCCUCACUGUACAUGUCAUUUAUCUCUUUUAUUGUGUUCUAUUGCAGCAUUAGAACAAAAAAAUAAAUCAGGGAGUCAAUAUUUAUCAUGUCAAACUAGCUGAAUACCUCAAUCUACCUUUAGAUGGAGCUACAGACUAAAGUUUAAAGGGACACUGUGUGCUUAAAAGUUGUUACAUCUUUAGAUUAUUAAAACAUGAACAAUUUAAAAAGGCUUUUUAUCGCCCAUGUCUAGUUUAAUUUUCCUUUUCACUCAUCUUGGAUAAUUGGGGUCGGGGGGCGGGAGAGGGGGGUAUAAUUAGUGAAAUUCCACUUCUGGUUCUCAUGCUUUAGGAAAAUACUGCCAUGUUAGAAUUGCUAGAAAGUGUUUAAAUCCUAAAUUUAAAAAAAUUCAUUAGAAUUUAAAAAAAAUAAAGCCUAGAUUGACAACGACUUCCUCCAUAACCCCAGGAGAAACACUGUUCUUGCUCUCUUAGCUACUGUAUGCUGGAAGUCUGUGGAAAUACAGCGCCUCACAAGGUCCACAUGCAGGCCAAGCAUAAGUACAGGCUGCAUUCAGGAAGCACAGAACUAUUCCCUCCAUACUCUUCCCGCCCCAAGAAGCGCACUACCCUAAAAAGGAGAAGGUGGGCUUUGGGCAAACUGCAGCUACACAUCACCCUUUGGAGAA
Messenger RNA from Pelodiscus sinensis (Chinese soft-shelled turtle), 2259 nucleotides. RefSeq names its product ciliary microtubule associated protein 1A (gene CIMAP1A). The record is from RefSeq and is a predicted model, not a curated record. Gene Ontology annotation, cellular component: cytoskeleton. Lineage: Eukaryota; Metazoa; Chordata; Testudines; Trionychidae.